UUCUAUUGUAAAAGAUCGCGCUACGAUCAACAAGUAAUAACUGAUAAUUAUCAUAUUUCAUACACCGGUGGUAUAAUUCAUAUGGAUUGUAUUUAAAUUUUUGUUGUGUAACAAUGUGUAAAUGCAAUAAAUUUCUAUUAUUACAUAUUGGGUACAGCUAGCUAGUCACAGCAUUUAUAAUUAAAUAUUUGUAUAAAAUUACUUACUAUGAUAUAUUUUAACCGCACUGCAGUAAUUGCAAUUAUUAUUGCUGCUACUGCAUUUUCUUUAAAAUGUUGGCGUCAUCGACGACGUCCUAUUAAGGACCUUCGCAUACCAUUAAUUGUAAUAACAGGAUGCGACACAGGUCUAGGAUAUUCUACAGUUGUAAGGUACACAAACAAAAACAUUUCUAGAAAAAUAGCUAUUAUUGCUUUAUGUUUAAAUGAAAAACAAGCAAAACACCUUACAGAUCUAUUCAAUAAUAUUAAUUUAGAAGCUUGGUCCUUUGAUUUACGUGAUUCUAAAUCUAUUAAACAAACUGUUACAAGAAUAAAAUCAUUGAUUGUUUCUAAAAACUAUAAAUUGCAUGCUGUUGUCAAUAAUGCUGCGCGAAUGGUAAUGGCCGAGUAUGAAUGGCAAACUAUUAAUUUGAUUCAAGAACAAUUUCAAGUUAAUGUUCUCGGCCCAAUGGAAUUCACUUCUGGAUUGCUUUCAACAUUACGUCAUGAUCAGGGUCGAGUAAUUAAUGUUGUUAGUCAUUGUGCUUUAAUGCCAUUACCUGGCAUAGCAAUUUAUGGAGCAACAAAAGCAGCCAUUUGUGCAUGGACGAUUGGUGCCAGAGCUGAACUUUCUCCUGAACAUGGUGUAAAAAUGAUAAUGUUUUACCCUGGAUCAUUCUAUAUGAAUUCGUCUAUUAUGGGUAGUAAAAAACAACGUGAAGAUUAUUAUGAUGAAAUUUUAGAUGGAUUUUCAGCUGAAACAUUAUCAUACUAUGGUAAACAUGUGCUCGCUUAUAAAAACUAUUUAGAAGUAGUUAAUUCAUAUAUUCGUCCGAAAAAAGAAGUUAUUCCUAAUGCCUCAUUGUACAAACAAUUAGAUCAUGCAUUAUGGUCUGAAAAACCUAGGGCUGAAUAUAAAGUUCCUGUUCCUUUAAGAUAUAAUAUUUACUCAACUUUAUCUUGGAUUAGUUUAAUAUUUGGAUUUCAUAGUUUAAGAGAUGAAUUAAUUCGAAGAUUUGUGAGUAUGCCUAGAUGAUUCAAACUGUUUUUGACAAACAACACAAAAAGCAGUAGAAGAAGAGGAGACACUACCGCCACUACUGCUUGCUUCUUUUAACCAUGUGGUAUAUGAUUUAACAAUACACUAAAAAAGUUAUUUUACUACUUUACAAG
This is a messenger RNA of Daktulosphaira vitifoliae (grape phylloxera), 1373 nucleotides long. It is a transcript of the gene sro, whose product is annotated as 11-beta-hydroxysteroid dehydrogenase type 2. The transcript has 5 exons. Bases 208 to 1236 code for a protein of 342 amino acids. NCBI's taxonomy places the organism in Eukaryota, Metazoa, Arthropoda, Insecta, Hemiptera, Phylloxeridae. The record is from RefSeq and is a predicted model, not a curated record. Gene Ontology annotation, molecular function: oxidoreductase activity.